Aplysia californica (California sea hare) is the source of this 4097-nucleotide messenger RNA. Its product is annotated as rho GTPase-activating protein 26. Lineage: Eukaryota; Metazoa; Mollusca; Gastropoda; Aplysiida; Aplysiidae. Gene Ontology annotation, molecular function: protein binding; GTPase activator activity. The record is from RefSeq and is a predicted model, not a curated record. Gene Ontology annotation, cellular component: cytoplasm. Gene Ontology annotation, biological process: signal transduction.
CUCAAUCUCUAUGUGAAUUUGGCAAGUUCAUCGAAAGAAUUGAAGAACACAGAGACAUCUUGGUAUCUGCAGCAGAGGAUCAGUUUGUGAAGCCACUAGAAAACUUCCGGAAAGAGAACAUCGGAGCAGCAAAGGAGGAGAAGAAAAAUUUUGACAAGCAGACAGCAAAGUUUUGCCAGUCGCAGGAGAGGUACCUGAAUAUGAAGACCAAGAUUAACGACUCCACUCUGCAAGAGGCAGACACUCAGGUGGAGUUUGAGAAGAAAGCUUUCUACACGUCAUCCAUGAAGUACGUGCUCAAGCUGCAGGAGGUGCAGGACAAAAAGAAAUUUGAGUUUGUGGAAAUACUGCUGAGUUACAUGCUGGGCUGGCUGACCUUCUACCACCAGGGCUACGUGGACCUGGAAGACUUUCGCAACUAUGACCACGAGCUCAGGCAACUGCUACAGAAGACGAGAGAAAAUUUCGAGUGCACAAGGGAUGAAGCCCAGAUUCUGAUGAGCAAAAUGCUUAAUGAGAACAAAGGCUUGCUCCAUGCAGCACAGUGGAAACCUUUGGAUCAGUCCGGCACUCUCAAGGGCUUUGCAAGGCAGGGAUACCUCUACCUGAUGGAAAAAAAGGCUCUGGGCACCACGUCCUGGACCAAGUAUUACUGUCAGUACAAGAAAGAAACCAAAGAAUUCUACAUGAUCCUUUACAACCAGAUGGGAGGGAAAAUGAAUGAACCAGAACGUUAUGUCCUUGACAACUGUGUACGGCGUGCCUCAGACACUAUAGAAAAGAGAUUUUGCUUUGAUGUGACAGUAAAAGAAAAGACAGAGGAUUCCUGGCACACACACGGGGAUGGAACCAGAACUUUCCCCUCCAGUGUGUUAAAAUCGCCUGCCCGCCAAAAAAACUCGAAAGAGAGAUCAGGGCCCAUGACAUUCCAAGCUCUUUCAGAUGAUGAUAGGAAACUAUGGCUGGAUGCCAUGGAUGGCAAGGAGCCGACGUACACUCUGCAUAAUAUCAAGACAGAAGAUUCCAUGUUGGAUGACAUUGGGUUCACCUUCAUCAAGCGAUCUGUGGCUGCCAUUGAAGCCAGAGGACUGCAAGAACAAGGCCUCUACAGAGUGGUUGGGGUCAACUCUAAAGUCAACAAUCUGCUCAAAGUCGCCUUAGAUCCCAAGAAAUCUGAGAAAGUGAACUAUGAUGACCCCUCAGUGUGGGAGACCAAGACAGUCACCAGUGCUGUGAAAAGUUACCUCAGGAAUCUUCCAGAACCUCUAAUGACGUUCAAACUUCAUGAGAAUUUCAUCAAAGCUGCAAAGCAAGACAGUAAAACACUGAGGAUUUUGGAUGUGCACAAGUACGUACAUCAGCUACCAGAGUCCAACUUUGAGAUGCUGGACAUUUUGAUUGGACAUCUCAGGAGGGUGGCGGAUGUCAGUGAGCAGAACAAAAUGACAGUUGCCAACCUUGGAGUGUGCUUCGGACCAUCACUAAUGAGGCCGGAGGAGGAAUCGAUGGCAGCCAUCAUGGACAUCAAGUUCUACAACAUUGUGGUCGAGAUUCUCAUCAAUAAUUAUGAUCAGAUCUUUAAAACCCCUCCAGACGGAGCAGACCUGAGCGAGUCCAGAGUUCUUCCACGCAACAACCAAACCACACAGAGGAACACCCCUUCUCAGGGCUCGACGAACCACAGCGAACCUCAGAGCCGACCAGUCAGCUCGGCCGCUGCCCUUGGCAGGUCACCUAACCCAUCAAUGGCUCAAACUUCGAGAAUCUAUGCAAACCAGGCACCUGUACACCCGAAUGCUGCGGCUGCAAGGGCUAAAAUUAGACCAGUGCAGAUCUACAAUGCGAAUACCGGAGGAUUUGAGGUACAUAACAGUACUAGCAGUAGCACGGAAUCCCUGAACUCUGCCAAAAGCAACCUAUCACCGAGGGCGUUAGCUGGGGGCGUGUCUCCGUCGGCAGUGGACAAGCCCGGUGGGGUUCGACGGGGCUCGAACCAGAAAGACUCACAGCAGACGUACGCAAAUGUCAAUGCAAUAGGUGAGGAUCCUCUCAAACAAUGGGAUCUGGCACGUCUGUGCCCAGCUCGAGAACCCGGUGGUGUACGCAGCAAUCAUUUGGAAGUGUAUUCCCGACACGCAGCAUUCCAACCUCCCUCAAAGUUUAACAUGAUGUCUGGGAGUGACUCACCAGCCUUUGGGAGCGUCAAGAAGAGAAGCAGCAACGACUUUUCCAACUUGCCUGGGGGAAUGUCCACGUCCAUGCAAGGCAGCCUGACAGGCAGUGUGACCAGCAUAGGCUCCUCCAGCAAACCUCCGGGCAGAACUGUGAUAACCAGGUACAGAUGUGAGGCAGACAACGAGAUGGAGUUGUCCUUUGAGGCAAAUCAGCUGAUCACCAAUGUUCGUCCAUCUCGAGAGCGGGGAUGGCUGGAGGGGACCCUCAAUGGCAAGACGGGCAUUAUACCGGAGAACUACGUAGAGUACAUCAACUGACAUUGACUUCCAGGGGGAGAGGUGGCCGGGUGGUUGGACUCAACCUCAAACCAUCAACCUUUCAUUUUGUCUGCUCAGGGGUUGAACGACUGACUGAAAAGUGAUCGGGCUAUAGGCCAGGCUGAAUUUGAUCGUUUUGAAAUUUGGAUACAUACCAAUUCUGAGAGGAGUAUGUAUUUGUAUGUGGAUCUGACAUGGAGAUAGAAUUGUUGACAAAGAGAGAGAUUUGACCAGAUUGUUCUGCAGGAUGAGAAUUGAUUGCGUUUAUGGUCAUGUAGCCCGUGUAAUAGGACUCCCCCUCAUGUGAUUGUUUUUCUUCCCUCCUCCCUCCCCUCCACUACUCAAGCAACAAGUAGCAGUGCAAACUCUUUACAGAAGAGAUUUAAUGUUGCAGAAGACUAAGACAGUAGUGCCAUGUUUAGGAAGCAGCCUAUGGAGCUGUGAUGCCUUGCUACUGAGUCAUGCUCCUCUCUGUGUCGGUGUGCGUGCUACAGCUGUGCUGUUAGGGCAGAAUACACACGUGUUGCUUUCUUGUGACAUAUAUACAAUUAUCGUGAUUCGGCAGAAUACUCAUGUGUUGCUGUCUGGACACCCAAGGUAUAACUACCGUGUCAGUAUACACACGUGUUGCUUUCUCAUCACCAGUGUGCAACUGUCAAGUUAAGGCAGGGGCAGAGUACACACCUAUUGCUCUCUUGUCACCUUCAUACAGCUAUGGUGGAGUCCACUUGAAUCAAACACAAUCAGAAAUUGCAGUAGACGGAAGGAAAUGAGAAACCCUGAUUUUGUACUAAGCUGUUUGAGCAAUUUCUGUAAAACAAAAACAUGGCUAACCAAAGAAAAAUUGCAGAUUUGGGUAGUACUAUUAACGGGCUCCACUGUACUUUGUAAGGGCAGAGUAUGUUCCAAGUUUCUUCCUUAUCACCAGCAUGCAACAUUGACAACAUCAUCCAUGUCACAAGAAAAAAUGAGUAACUUCAAAGUUGUAUGGGUUUUUUUAUUCACCUUGUAAAGCAGGGUGAAACGAACUUGAGUGUUGUUCUCAAAGAGUUGAAAUAAAUAUUCUGUAAAGGAUCAUAAGCUUUUUUCACAUGUGGUUUCAGCCUUGCCUUGUUGCUCCUUCAACUAUGAACUGUAACAUAAUUCUCCUCUCCCCUCCAUUAAAAGAAAAUUCAUAAUCAUGUGAUGUGAGAAGUGUGACUGCUCUAUCUCUCAAUUCACUCCUAGCCAGACAGUAUCGUAUAUCGAACCAAAAAAGAAACUGAAGACCUGAAAACAAGACUGAGUAUGCCCAUUUCUGCCAAAGGAGAAAAAACCAGCAAAAAUCGUAUUCCUCAUAUGUUUAGAUGCAGUGGGAUAGCAAUGGACUUUGGCCUGUGGUUUCUCUGGUACAAUCGCACCUUUUCCCUCUUUCCUCAUUUCAAUGCUGGCUGCCCACUGUUUUUUUUUAGCUCUAUUAAGGUUUUGGAAAAUCAGCUCUAUUUGUAGAUACAAACAAUCCACUAUUUCAGAAAUUAGAUUUGGGCCCAGUCUUGUCCUAAGAUUUUGGCUUUUGAUGGAGCACAAAGCUUUGAACUCAAGAGAAUUUGAGAGUUUCAGUCAACC